Amoebophrya sp. A120 is the source of this 729-nucleotide messenger RNA. The record is from the annotation of a GenBank genome assembly. NCBI's taxonomy places the organism in Eukaryota, Dinophyceae, Syndiniales, Amoebophryaceae.
AUGCCUGGCGCUACGCACGACUCGAUCCGGUUUGCGGCGGGCAGCCAGGAGCUGAUCUGCUACUUCAUCAAGAGCCUCCGCGAAAUCCCGGCGGACACGGGGUACUACGCGCUGUCAUCGAAUACGUCGGGCGGGAGCAACGGAACGCGCUCAGGCAUACGAUCUGCUACUUCCGCAACGGCGGGAUCGUCAUAUGGUAAUCCGGCGGCUGUGACAGGGACGAAAGGAGAGGCAGGAAUUUCGGAUGGAGGAGCAGGGAUAGGCACGGCCGCGGUAGGAAACGUUGCAGCCGGAGGCGGAACCCCAGCCGCUGCGAUCAUGGCGGGCAAUAGCAACGCAGGCACAACAAAUGCUGAUGCAGGUGGAGCAGGUGGCCCAGAGCAGGCUUUCUUGUAGCCAGGUACAACAGCUGGACGAUUGCACCGGUGCAGUGGUGAUUUCUUGGCUAGAAGAUAGAAACAAUUCGAGUGAUGUCAGUGGCAGAUGACCGCGAUUUUUUGGAAAAAACGACCAAAAGAAUAUGCUUGAAAUGAAGCAGAAAUUGCUCUCACUCGUCUUGUUCUGGUAUUCAGAUCCGGGUGUUUCAGGAUUUUUUUUUGGCGGAAGGCAUUUUUGGCGAAAGUUGAUGAGUUGUGUUUGGUCAUCUUCCUUUCUGUUUUAUACUCUGUUCGACUCGGUUCCCUGGCGCGUUCAUGAAUGCGAUGCUAAUGAAUGUAUGAUGCACCGAAU